AAUUACUUGGCACUCGGAUUCCUGAGAACCAGACCACAAAAGCACUAGCCAUAGACCCUCUUGUAUUGGAAUCGCCACAGAAGUUCUUCUUGCGUGUAAAGCGGAAAUUGCAGCAGCAGCAGCAGCAGCAAAAAGAUCCAACACCUUCAAUCCCAACCAAGCAGAACAUUCCUCCUUCCACAACUACAGAAAAGUUGUUAGUCAAAUCUGCUUUUGCCGAGCAGCUCAGGAAUGAUCCGACAGAGUAUGUGGCCACUGAUAAGGAUAAUCAGGAUAAUUUCCUUAUUGAAUCAAUUGAUGCUGAUGAUGAAAUGUCUCAAAAUACAGUGACUAGUUCUGCGACUUUAAACUUCGACCCUUUUGAAAACGGGGAUCAGUUACGAGAAAGGUGGGGAAAUGGAGAAGCAAAACGUACUGAACUUCAUCAAGACAGAAGAGACUGGCAGCCAAGUAAUAAGCAAGCUGCUCGUGGAGUAGAAAAGAUGCUGGAGACUAAUUCUCAAAAGCCCUCUCAGUGCUUAUGUAGUAUUAUGCUCUCUCCUCCCAAACUCCACAUUCCAAGGAAGCAAAAGCCAAAAGAAGGCUGUAAGGUCCCUUUGGAUAAACCUCAUACAGAUGAAGUUGCUGGCAAAGCAAACAAAGAGAAAAACAUCUACUUAACCAGUUGGAGAAUUAAAGUGAUGGAUGGCAACAGUGCAAUAUGUGUUGAAGGAAAACGGAAAGAUAUGAAUGGUCUGUCUUGGCAUAGCAAUGCAAUUAUGGAACGCAUAGCAUACAACCAAGUUAAAACAUCAUCUGGCAGUAUCUACUUUCUACAGGGAAAUAUAGAUUCAGCUUCGAUGAGAAAAGAAGGAUUUCCCUACCGUUUCAUCAAAAGAUUUACAUAUGGGUUUUCCAAAAAGUGGAAGGAAUAUGUUGAGGAGUUUCUUGAGGAAAGAAGAAGGAAAGAACAAAAACAAAAUACUGGUGAGGGUGAAGAUGAAGAGAGUGACUCAGUGGUGGGCACGGACGUAUUGAAAAAUGCAGGAGAUUCAGCAAGAGAUGUAAAGAAACCUGAAACCAGAAACACCACCUAUGAAGUAUUAUCGCAGAAUGAUGAAAACGCUUAUACAACACCAAAGCACAGUUCCAUAUCAAAUGACUCAAGCAGAGUUUACACUCGUAGUGGCCGUCUUAUUAAACCACCAUUAAAUUUCUGGUGUGGGCAACGUGAGUUUGUUGAUCAGGAACUAAAUGUUACUAUAGAACAAGGUGGAACAGAUUAUCUGAGCAUGAUGUUUAGUAGUGAAAAAUCCCAAAGAAAGAUGAGCUCCAUCUCUAAGAAGAAUAAAAGAAAGGAAGUGAUGAAGACAACAGAAGAAACACCAAAAAGCCAAAGUAAAGGGAAAAACAAUGAAAAAGGAGUAAGUUCCAAAAGAGAAACCAAGUCCACUGCAAGCAAGGAGUCCAGGCGCUUCAUUUCAGACGGUGAUGAAAGUGAUCAUGCAAUCAAUAGUACAAAAAUUAAAACACAACUUUCUGUUAAGCUGAAUUCCUUAAAUACUGAAGUACUAAACAAAUGCAGCUAUAAUAGCAGAAUCCCAGGAAUGACAACGGAAGAGAGAGAAACGGAACAUGGAGAACUGACUAUGUAUCGGCAGACUUACAGGUACUCUUUAAGGUCAGCCAAACAACUUCUUCCAGGCAAGCAUUUACCAGAAGAAUUGUCAAGCAAAGAGGAGGAAGAGGAGUCCAGUGAAGAUGUCCCACUGUCUAUCAAAAGGAAAACUAAACCUUUAUUAAAACCAGAGACUCAAAACUCUAAAUCUUCCUCUAACUGUAAAAGUUCAGCUGAUGUAAACAAGGUGUCGUGUGAGCAAAGGGCAGUAAACCACUCCACUGCCUCCCGUAAUGUGCUGUUGAGGCAAAGUGUGCCCAGAUCCACUGAUGGUUCUGAUUUAGUUGAAGGAAAAACACCUUCUAGCGAGUCUAGUGCUUCCCAUCUGCCCGAUAAGAUGAUGGGAACAAGAAGCAGAAUCAACCCUCCAAGGUAUUUGCUUCAACCUGACACUGAGUCUGAAACCAAUGGAGAGGAGGAAGUUCGUGUAAAAGAAAAGAAUUCAGAAGUACCUGAUAAAAAAACAAAUUGUAAAGUUUCUAAUACUGCCAAGUCUUCAGCAGCAAAAUCGAGAGAACCUGAGAGGGAAAAGGUGCAGAAAUCUUUAGAACUUUUUCCAAAGGCAACUGAUGGUUGGUCUGAAAAGGAGUUACAGAAGCUCUACAGGGCCAUUGCUUCGUUUCCAAAGCACAGGAAUGGCUUCUGGGUGGAGGUGGCCAUGGCGGUGGGCUCUCGCUCUGCUGAAGAAUGCCAUCAGAAGUACAUAGAAGAACAACAGGCAAAAGGUUCCAAAACGCAUGCCAAGAAGACCACCACUUCAAGAAAGCUAGAACAGAAAGAUAAGAAAGAGCCAGUUACGAUAACUGCCAAAAUGGGAACCUUCAAAAGAAAGCAGCAGAUGAGAGAUUUCCUGGACUGUUUGCCGAAGGACAACCAUGAUGAUAUUUUCACUGCAACGCCCUUUCAGAAUAGAAGAGUGAAGUUGCCAACGUUCCGGGGAAGCCAAGAUGAUGAUGAUGACGACUUUGCACUUACGGACAACCCAAUUACACCUGCCUCAGCUGUCUUCCCUCUGGUGAAAACCCCUCAGUGUGAGCAUAUCAGCCCUGGUAUGCUGGUACCCAUCAACAGGAACGAUUGCGACAGGCACCUGUUCAGGAUGCAGAAGCAGCAGCAGGGCAGCAGAGGCACCUGGGGCAAUGUCAAGAAGACAUCGGCCGGAGAGGUGCUUGGUACGCCAGCUUCGCACAGGACCAAGUUCAGUCUUGAUAAAAAAGUGAAACAGGCCUCGAUUGUGGGGAAGCUCUUUGUGGCUGAGGCAACGGACUCAUCAGAUGAAGAGGAGGACGAUUCCUGUUUUUCCAUGUAA
This is a messenger RNA of Cariama cristata (Red-legged seriema), 2966 nucleotides long. RefSeq names its product MIS18 binding protein 1 (gene MIS18BP1). The record is from RefSeq and is a predicted model, not a curated record. The transcript has 15 exons. The annotation marks the transcript as partial. NCBI's taxonomy places the organism in Eukaryota, Metazoa, Chordata, Aves, Cariamiformes, Cariamidae.